Molecule: messenger RNA, 4775 nt
Organism: Zalophus californianus (California sea lion)
Lineage: Eukaryota; Metazoa; Chordata; Mammalia; Carnivora; Otariidae
Gene: SYT1
Product: synaptotagmin 1
Exons: 12
Coding region: 642-1910 (422 amino acids)
Biological process (GO): cellular response to calcium ion; regulation of calcium ion-dependent exocytosis; calcium ion-regulated exocytosis of neurotransmitter
Cellular component (GO): synaptic vesicle membrane; axon; dense core granule
Molecular function (GO): calcium-dependent phospholipid binding; calcium ion binding; syntaxin binding
Source: RefSeq, a predicted model, not a curated record
GAUUCCUGGAGAAGCUGCAGUGUGGGGAUGCUCUAGACCGAGUACUGCCCUCGGUGUCUUUUCACCUCCUCUUUCUGCAGCGGCGGCGGCGGCGGCAGCGGCUGUGGCAGCAGCACUUAGCAGCGGCAACUUGAGGCUGCACCCCGGGCCAGCCCCCCAGGGUGGUGCUCAACUGAGAGGGGGGCUCAGCGCCCCAAGGGGUGUGUGUAGGGUGGGGGUGGCCAGCUGGGACCAGCUGGUGACCCUGAGAAACCUCCCACACACCCACACCCACACACCCCUUUUGUGUUGCAGGCUGCCCCUCCAAGAGCAGAGGCAGCAAGAGGACGUGUGUGUCUUGCACAGGUCCACGCGGGGAGAGCAGUGGGGACGGAGACCGGCACCACCUUCUGGUCCUCCAGGGAAAACAGGAAAACGAGAACCAGCAAGGCUUGAGGGACAAACUCCGGGAUUGAGAUUGGAAGACUGUUCAUUUGCCUAUUGCUUCAUUCCUCGACAUUGCAUUACAACUGCCUAAUUAAGUUUAAAUUCAAGAUUAGACCAGAUGUCUCUUGCUUCUCUCAGAAAAUAAAAGAGGAAAAGAAUCUGAAAGAAGAAAAAUACCCCAGAAUUCCUAACAGAACAAUCCACCUGAACUUAAAAUGGUGAGCGAGAGUCAUCAUGAGGCGCUGGCCGCCCCGCCAGUCACUACUGUUGCAACGGUUCUCCCACAUAACGCCACAGAGCCGGCGAGUCCGGGUGAAGGAAAGGAAGAUGCCUUUUCUAAGCUGAAGGAGAAGUUUAUGAAUGAGUUGCAUAAAAUUCCAUUGCCACCAUGGGCCUUAAUCGCCAUAGCCAUAGUUGCUGUCCUUUUAGUGCUGACCUGCUGCUUUUGUAUCUGUAAGAAAUGUUUGUUCAAAAAGAAAAACAAGAAGAAGGGAAAAGAGAAGGGAGGAAAGAAUGCCAUUAACAUGAAAGAUGUGAAAGACUUAGGGAAGACCAUGAAAGAUCAGGCUCUAAAGGACGAUGACGCUGAAACAGGAUUGACUGAUGGGGAAGAGAAAGAAGAACCCAAAGAAGAGGAGAAAUUGGGGAAACUCCAAUAUUCACUGGAUUAUGAUUUCCAGAAUAACCAGCUGCUGGUAGGGAUUAUCCAGGCUGCUGAGCUGCCCGCCUUAGACAUGGGGGGCACAUCGGAUCCCUAUGUGAAAGUGUUUCUGCUGCCCGAUAAAAAGAAGAAAUUUGAGACAAAAGUCCACCGAAAGACCCUUAAUCCUGUCUUCAAUGAGCAAUUUACUUUCAAGGUGCCCUACUCAGAAUUGGGUGGCAAGACCCUGGUGAUGGCCGUGUAUGAUUUUGAUCGUUUCUCUAAGCAUGACAUCAUUGGGGAAUUUAAAGUCCCCAUGAACACAGUGGAUUUUGGUCAUGUAACUGAGGAGUGGCGUGAUCUGCAAAGUGCUGAGAAGGAAGAGCAAGAGAAAUUGGGUGAUAUUUGCUUCUCCCUUCGCUACGUACCGACUGCCGGCAAGCUGACUGUUGUCAUUCUGGAGGCAAAGAACCUGAAGAAGAUGGACGUGGGUGGCUUAUCUGAUCCUUAUGUGAAGAUCCAUCUGAUGCAGAAUGGCAAGAGGCUGAAGAAGAAAAAGACAACAAUUAAAAAGAACACACUUAACCCCUACUACAAUGAGUCAUUCAGCUUUGAAGUACCCUUUGAGCAAAUCCAGAAAGUGCAAGUGGUGGUAACUGUUUUGGACUAUGACAAGAUUGGCAAGAACGAUGCCAUCGGCAAAGUCUUUGUGGGCUACAAUAGCACCGGGGCGGAGCUGCGACACUGGUCAGACAUGCUGGCCAACCCCAGGCGACCCAUCGCCCAGUGGCACACCCUACAGGUAGAGGAGGAAGUUGACGCCAUGCUGGCAGUCAAGAAGUAAAGGAAAGAAGCCUUUCUGCGUUUGCCCACAUAGUGCUCUUUAGCCAGUAUCUGUAAAUACCUCAGUAAUAUGGGUCCUUUCAUCUAUCCAGCCAUGCAUUCCUAACACAAUUCAGUGGUACUUCAAAUCCUGUUUUAAUUUGCACAAAUUUAAAUGUAGAGAGCCCCUAAGUCCUUCAUCAUGCCACUGCCCUCCAAAUCUACUCUUCUUUUAAGCAAUAUGAUGUGUAGAUAGAGCAUGACUGAAAUUAUUUAUUGUAUCACACUGUUGUAUAUACCAGUAUGCUAAAGAUUUAUUUCUAGUUUGUGUAUUUGUAUGUUGUAAGCGUUUCCUAAUCUGUGUAUAUCUAGAUGUUUUUAAUAAGAUGUUCUAUUUUAAAUUAUGUAAAUUGACUGAGAUAUAGGAGAGCUGAUAAUAUAUUAUAUGGUAAAUAUAGUAUUGUCUGCAUUCCAGCAAAAAUAUCAACUUGUGAGGCACUAGUACAGUCAAACUGACGUCUUAAAGGACAACUUAAACCUGAGCUUUCUAUCGACCAUUUGAGAACCAAGAUACACUGACACCACAUACUUGGUGGGUGAAUCCAAUUCUGUAGAAUUUCUUCACAGGCAAAUUAGCAUGAUCUGAGCAGCAUCCAGACCGACCUCCAGGAAGCAUAGCCACAAACCAGAACGGCAUCUGUCCGUACAUAUCUACAAAGCUAAAACCAGGGCUUCACUCUAAUAUUUGAGGAAGCAACUGAACAGGAGUCAGUGAUUUCAUAUAACUGCAUAUAGAGUAAGAACACGACGGUGUUCCGUGUGUGUGGGUGGGUGGGUGGGUGGGUUUGGGUGUGUGUAUGGGUGCAUUUGUUUGGGGAUGGGGUGGGUGGGAAGAAGCUGAGGGCAGAAGUCAGCAUUUCUGAAAUAUUGCCUGACUAUUUAAAAAGAAAAAAAAAAGUAGCUCUCCGUUAUCACCUUUAUACAAAUGUGCAUCCUGUGAAUUCUGCUCCAGAUUUCAUACCUAUAAUAAUUCCAAAAGGUUUGCACAUUAGACUUUGUAACAAAAUAUUUUAUUAUACAAAACCGUAUUAGAAGGAAUGCAGAAUAUUUUUAACACAGCAAUCUGUGCUUAUUACACAAAAUUACUUUGUGGUAAACAGACAGUAUUGUAAUCCCAUCAAAAGAUGAAAAAAUAAACAAUUAGCCAUAGUUCUGAAUGCACUUCAAUUAAGCCAAAACAGACAGCUAGUGAUCUUUUUAUAUGCUCUUUUUACUUAAAUAAGUUUUAAUUUGUCCUUUAAAAAAAAAAGGUGAAACAAUACCAAGAACAAGUUCUAGCAAACUGAAGCAACCUCUUAUGUAUACUAGAUGCUCGAUUUAGGAGGAGUUUUUAAAUGUUCUCAAUGUCAUUAUGUAGUAAAUGGCACUAUUAUGAAGCUACUAGUCAUUCCCUAAGAGUCUUCAAGGACUGCUCUGUGUAACACUGUGACUGCCGUGUGUGCUUAGACACGUAGUUUCCUCAGUGGAUAGCACUCAGUUUAUUCCGUAGUGAUGUUGUAACAAUACUGCCAUUCCCUUCUACUGCACUGCCCAAGGUGUGUGUAGCACAAACAGUUCUCAUUACUAAGGACCAAUUCAGAACUGAAAAGCUAUGCAUAGGACAAGAAAGAUACAUAGAAUGGGGUGGAACACACAGCAUUUUGUCAAGCACUGUGCAAUAUUCCAUAUUUUUUCCCCACUCUGGUAGACGACCACUCUGUGGAAGGGCAGCCUAUUAGCUCACGCUGCAUCCAUGCACUUCUGUGACCCAUUUCAACUCCAAGGCCACAGACAGCAGUGAUGCCCUGAGGUGAAAGUUUAUCUUCGCGAAUACCAAAACAAGAAGGAGGAAAACCAAGUAUUAGUCUCAUGUUCAGACUCUAGGAUAUCAUGCCACGUUUUUUUAAAAACUACAGAGAAUUCAAAAAGGGCUGAUGGGAGGCUUCACACACGAGGUUGGCUGUUUCCUGAUAAAACUAGAAUUCCUGUCAUUCUUCUUUUCUCAUCAAAGAAGAGGCAAGCCCUUGGCCUUUCAGCCCAGUCAGGGCAAACUCGUCAGGACUGGGACAGACACAAAGGACGAGGGAGUAUAACCUCUCUUCUGUGGAUAGCCCGUACUUUUUAAAAACAUAGAUAACAGAAGAGGCACAAGUCAUGAUGUGAGAUUGAAUAUCAGUUUGAACAGAGUCAAAUGAGAAUCUUUCCAAUUUAAAAGACCAAACCCUACCAAAGAGAGGGAGUCGACUGACUUUUAAAAAUUCCUUCAACAUCAGAAACUGACAUUUAAUUUCACUGUAUUCAGCUUUAAGUUGUUCACACUGAAACAAUACUUUCAGGCAAGCAGGUUCGAGCUGCCGAAUACACAUUAUUUCUCGCAUUAAAGUACUACUAAUGCAUUCUCUUGCAACACUGCCAGACAUGGGACUGUCACCAUAGAAUUAGUUGGGACUAUGCCAUGUUUCACCAGUCAGUGAUUGAACCUGCUUUAAAGACCAAGAUUCAUCCUUAGAUAGGCCACAUGUACCUUUCUGACAAAGCUGUGUAAAGUAUUAGAAGCUGAUGCUCUAGAAAGAUCCUAGUUGCCUUUGUGUAUAUUUACUGCCUGCUUGAGUGUUUCUAUGUGUGGGUUUUCUCUGUAUCUUGUAGAAAUGUUGGGGUGUUCUCUUCUGCCAUAUGGCUCGUGGCCCGCGAGCCAACUACUUUAGCUGUAUUUACCUUCGUUUUUGAUGAGGUGAUUUAAAUUUUGUUUCACUUUGUGUAGUGACCCCACAGUAGUUUUCUGAUUGUUGUUAAAAAUGACUUAACAUAUUACAUGGAUAUUCAAUUAAAAUGUUUUAUUUCCUGUUGA